AUGGACGAUGCUUCCCGAGAGAUGAGCCCCCCGUCCUUCCCUGCCGGCCCCGCUGCGGCGGCUGCGCCGCCCAGCCUGGACUACCAGCCGGCCGGCGCUCACCCCGGGCACUUCGUGGCGCACGGGCAGAACCACCGGCCCAACGGCAGCGGCGUCGAGCAGGGCGGCCCCGGCGCGGCCUCGGCGUCGCGCGGCCCCGCGGCUGCCGAUGCUCCCAAGCCGCCCUUCCGAGAGGCCCUGAGCGGCCUGCAGGCCGAGCCCGCGCUCCAGGAAGGCUCCGGCGCCGCCAAGGUCAGGCUGCCCUGCCAGACCCUCGUGCCGCCGCCGGAGCAGGGACCCUCUGCCGCGGAGCUCAAGUUGGAAGCGCUCACCCAGCGCCUGGAGCAGGAGAUGGACGCGCGCCCCAAGGCGGAUUACUUUGGAACCUGCGUGAAGUGCAGCAAAGGAGUGUACGGAGCCAGCCAGGCGUGCCAGGCCAUGGGCAACCUCUACCACGACGGCUGCUUCACCUGCGGAGCCUGCAGUCGGAAGCUGAGAGGAAAAGCCUUUUAUUUUGUCAACGGAAAGGUGUUCUGUGAGGAAGAUUUCCUGUACUCUGGUUUCCAGCAGUCAGCUGACAGGUGUUUCAUUUGUGGCCACCUGAUAAUGGACAUGAUCCUGCAGGCUCUAGGGAAAUCCUACCACCCAGGCUGCUUCCGAUGCGUGGUCUGCAACGAGUGUCUGGAUGGCGUGCCGUUCACUGUAGACGCCGAGAACAAAAUCUACUGUGUCAGGGACUACCACAAAGUUUUAGCUCCAAAAUGUGCAGCAUGUGGACUCCCCAUUCUACCCUCCGAGGGGUCUGACGAGACCAUUCGGGUUGUGUCCAUGGACAAGGAUUACCACGUGGAAUGUUACCACUGCGAGGACUGCGGCAUGGAGCUCAACGAUGAGGACGGGCAUCGCUGCUACCCGCUGGAUGAACAUUUGCUCUGUCACUCCUGUCACCUGAAGCACAUAGAGGACGGCACGAGCCCCGCAGCUGGGUACCAGCAUCACUACUAGCCAGCGAGGCGGAUUCCCAAAAGCCUGGACACAAGUCCUGUUACAUGGUCUCCCUCUUCCCUCCCUCAGAUGACUUCCUGUGCAUGUUUUUCUCCAAUCAACGGUUUUCCUGUAAAAGGAUAGAAGACAUUUUUGGUUUUUUUCUGGAUUCCCAGAGUUUGUAGGCUUGAGACUUCCAGCUGUAUCAAACUGUAUCUACCUGUAUGCCCAAGAAUGUGGCAUGUUAUCCAAACUGAURGGUUUCCUUUUAUGUGCCUUUCUCUGCUCUCCAGAGAUUCUUUUCUGGCUCAUUUUGAAAGAUUCUUCAGUAAAAGUACAAGUAGCUGCCACGUCUAUAAACUCA
Molecule: messenger RNA, 1387 nt
Organism: Nothoprocta perdicaria
Lineage: Eukaryota; Metazoa; Chordata; Aves; Tinamiformes; Tinamidae
Gene: LIMD1
Product: LIM domains containing 1
Exons: 9
Coding region: 1-1044 (347 amino acids)
Biological process (GO): negative regulation of hippo signaling; positive regulation of miRNA-mediated gene silencing; response to hypoxia
Cellular component (GO): adherens junction; nucleus; P-body
Molecular function (GO): transcription corepressor activity
Source: RefSeq, a predicted model, not a curated record